Molecule: messenger RNA, 1151 nt
Organism: Panicum virgatum (switchgrass)
Lineage: Eukaryota; Viridiplantae; Streptophyta; Magnoliopsida; Poales; Poaceae
Product: E3 ubiquitin-protein ligase SIRP1-like
Exons: 3
Coding region: 289-924 (211 amino acids)
Source: RefSeq, a predicted model, not a curated record
GACGGGAGUGGCCGGGGCAUAACGCAGGCCCAUGUUUAGGCCGUUUCAGGGGUAAAUUGACAGCCAGGAAAACAAGAGGCGGCGGCUCUCCGCUCUUGUCUGUCUCCGACUCUCGCUUCGCCGCAGUCCGGAUCCAGAUCGACUCUCGCUUCGCUUCGAUGCAGUCCGGAUCCGAACCUUGGCCUCGACUCCGACUUGGCGCCACGCUGCUUCUUUCUUCUACGAGUUUAUUAUAAAUACAAAGAUCCCAGUGGCCGCCGCCGGAGCCGCGACGACAGCCUGCUGCAGAUGGACGCCGCCGCAAGCGCACCACCGCCACCUGCUGCCGCUUCUGACGGGCGGGUGGCCACCCACCGUCCGCCGCUCUUCCAUGCCCGGACGUCCUCGCUCCACGUGACUCGCGUCGAGCGGCGGCCGUACGAGGCCGACGCCGAGAGGCACUCCCGCGUGAUUGACGCUAUCCUGAUCUACGACAUUCAAUCCAGCCGCAGCCGCAGCCCAAGCCGCAAUCGUGCUCGACUCGCCGCCUCCAGCGACGCCGUCCUGGGCCUGCAGGAGGUCGGGUCCGGCGCGGGGACGCCGGCAGCGGAGGAGUGCGCCGUGUGCCUGCAGGACUUCGUGGCGGAGGACAAGCUCAGGGCGAUGCCCUGCUCCCACACUUUCCACCAGGACUGCAUCUUCCGCUGGCUCGAGGUCAACCAUGUCUGCCCGCUCUGUCGCCACGAGCUGCCCACGCAGGAGGAGGAGGAGGAGGACGACGAAGAAGAUGAGAGAGGUUACCAGGAGGAUGUGAUUUACCAAAUUUAUCGGGAGAUGUAUUCGGAAGAAACUUAUCUUCGCUACUUUAGUGCCGAAUAUCUUGACCCGUAUUUUGGCACCGAGAAUAAUCAGCAGGAGAGCAUGCCGGUGACGGAGGCGGCCUAGAGACCUGGAUUCAACAUCAUGCUGGAGUGCUGUGGAAGCAUUGCUCUCUGCUCCAAUCUACCCAAACAGUAUAAGUUAUCAGCAGCUCAGUGAUGACAUGCUUCCAGUAGACAUGUAAUCUGAAAGUGUGCUAUGUGUAUCUUGCAAGUUUUCAGCAAUCAGUGAUGUAUGCUAUAAUGCUUAAUUGCUUAUCCUCAAUGAAAACUUGAGCUAAUUUCUGCUGAUCA